Messenger RNA from Trichosurus vulpecula (common brushtail), 933 nucleotides. RefSeq names its product olfactory receptor 148-like. Gene Ontology annotation, biological process: G protein-coupled receptor signaling pathway. The record is from RefSeq and is a predicted model, not a curated record. The coding region runs from base 1 to 933 and encodes 310 amino acids. The transcript has a single exon. Lineage: Eukaryota; Metazoa; Chordata; Mammalia; Diprotodontia; Phalangeridae. Gene Ontology annotation, cellular component: membrane. Gene Ontology annotation, molecular function: G protein-coupled receptor activity; olfactory receptor activity.
AUGACGAACCACACAGAGCUGACUGAGUUUAUCUUGCUGGGAAUCCCUCACAUGGAGGGUCUGGAGACUAUGCUUUUUGUCAUCUUCUUCUUCAUCUACCUCUUUACCCUGGUAGGGAACUCACUCAUUCUGGUGGCCAUCUUAUCUUCCUCUCGCCUUCACACUCCCAUGUAUUUCUUCUUGGGACUUUUAUCGAUUUUUGACAUAUUUUUCCCUUCAGUGACCUCUCCAAAAAUGCUAUUGUACCUCUCAGGGCAAAGCCAAGCUAUCUCUUAUAGUGGUUGUGCCUCCCAGCUCUUCUUCUACCAUUUCUUGGGCUGUACUGAGGGUGUUCUAUAUUCUGUAAUGUCUUAUGAUCGUUUUGUUGCCAUUUGUCACCCUUUGAGAUACACAAUUAUUAUGAACCCCAGACUUUGUGUGAUCCUGGUUAUGGGUGCCUGGUUGGUGGGCUGUACUGAUGCCACCAUCUUGGCCACAUUCACUUUUUCAUUAUCCUAUUGUGGCCCAAAUGAAAUAAGCUAUUACUUCUGUGACAUUCCUGCUGUCUUACCCCUUGCCUGUGCUGACAGUUCCCUAGCUCAGAGGGUAGGUUUCACUAAUGUUGGUCUUCUGGCUUUAACAUUAUUUUUCACUAUUCUUGUCUCCUAUACCCGCAUUGGGAUAGCCAUUUUGAGAAUCCGUUCAACUGAAGGCAGGCACAAGGCCUUCUCCACCUGCAGUGCCCACCUCACUGCAAUCCUGUGUGCCUAUGGACCAGUUAUCAUUAUCUAUCUACAGUCUACACCCAACCCCUUGCUUGGUGCUGUGGUUCAAAUAUUGAAUAACCUUGUCUCCCCUAUGUUGAAUUCUUUAAUAUAUUCUUUGAGGAAUAAGGAAGUAAAGAGAGCCCUGAAAAAUGUGUUAUAUAGGUCAGGAAUCAUUGGGGAGGUGUAA